Corythoichthys intestinalis (scribbled pipefish) is the source of this 6468-nucleotide messenger RNA. RefSeq names its product ubiquitin carboxyl-terminal hydrolase 31-like. Gene Ontology annotation, biological process: protein deubiquitination. NCBI's taxonomy places the organism in Eukaryota, Metazoa, Chordata, Actinopteri, Syngnathiformes, Syngnathidae. The record is from RefSeq and is a predicted model, not a curated record. Gene Ontology annotation, molecular function: cysteine-type deubiquitinase activity. The coding region runs from base 1196 to 5080 and encodes 1294 amino acids. The transcript is spliced from 16 exons.
CUCCAGAUGAGGAUGGACACGGUACACGGCCUUACCGUCGACCCUUGUCCCGAGCGGGAAUUAAGGGGUUCCGAAUACCAACCGGAGUGACAUCCCUACCCCCUCCCUUGCAAAACUUCGGGGAGGGUAGAGGAGGCCCAAUUUGAAAAGAGGAACCGUGCGAGGGUAUGCUCGAGCGGCGAGGGAGCGGCGGGCGGUGGAGCUCCGUUCGCGGGGUACCGACAAUGAAGACCGACGCGGGGGAGCAUUAAGGAAAAUAAAACAAAAUAAUAGAAAACCAUUCGAGGAUUCGGCGUUGACAAGACGCGGUGGGAUACCUUUUGGACCGGGUGGAGCCACUCGUCGUUGAAUAAAAGAUGAGGGACCCCCCCCUCCACUCCGGAGCCGUGGAUGUUUAUGUCUGAGGAUCCAUCUCCAUGUCACGGGCCGUCGUGUCGUGUGCUAUAGCCGCUGAUGAGACGUUAUGUUCGGGCGUGCUUGACAGAGGCGCCCCGGUCAGGGCGGUUCUCCACCACGACCACGAACAUACGGUGUUUGUGUUUAUGCAAACGGGCCUUCUGUCUCCUUUCUGAACUACCGGGUCUUUAAGUGGAACAUGCCCGGGCCUUGUGAACAACACGAGCGAGUGACGCCGCGUGGGGGUGGCAGCCAAGUGCUCUAAAAAGGAUUUAAAGUGUUUUUUUCUAUACACCGGCUUUCAAAACAGGCAGCAUCCGUUUUCUAUUGUCAUUAUUACAUGGUAACGUAGAGCCCAGUUGACUUUGGGAAAACCAAUGUUUUUAUCUUACUUUUUAAAAUAAUAAUAAUUAUUAAUUUUAUCAUAAAAAACACUAAUACAAUCAAAGAUGCCUAUUAUAAUGACAAGACAGUCGUCUAUCCAUUUAUAGGGAUCUGUCCCAAUUGUUUUUCAACUAAAGGCGGCGUUCACCCAGGACUGGUCGCCAGCCAAAUAUAGGGUGCUUAUAGACAACUAUUUACUCGCAUUUAGUGGACAAUUUAGUCUUUAAUGCCAUCAUCAUGUUUUUGAAAUGUGGGACAAAGCUGAUGAUAACCCAGGCAACUACAAGGAGGACAAGCAACCUCCACAUAGGAAGGCCACAGCCCAGAUUCAAACCCUAAACCUCAGAACUGUGAGGCAAACCUGCUAACUACUCAUCCAGCCUUCUCUCUAAACAGCCACCAAAAAGCAGCCAAAAUGUCAAAAGUGGUCACUAACAAGGAGAAGAAAUCCUUCAGCAAGAAGCUGUUCCGGAGGAGCUCGGUCCGCUCGGUGGGCAGCUUUAUGAACAGAGUUCUCCGGACUCUCUCCACUUUGUCACAUUUUAGUACAGAUGAGCAGGCCGCCCGCGAUGACAAGGAUGACGCCUCGUCCAUCCCCACUACCACUGGUGGGUCACUCCAGUCUGAUGACAGUGACUGUGGGGGGUUCCCCUUUGGUGACAAGGUGCCAGGCGUUGCCGGGCUGAAGAACCACGGCAACACCUGCUUCAUGAAUGCCAUCCUGCAGUGCUUGAGCAACACAGAGCUCUUCGCUGAGUACCUGGCCUUAGAGCAGUUCCGGGGAGAAGGAGGCGGAGGAUCCGAGGCCGGAAGCGGUGCUGAUUCAAAGGCGAGUAAGUCCAAUGGGGUCGUGGUGCAGAAGAAGUCCAGCCAGCAGCAGCAGGAGGAAUCUGGAGAGGUGACAGAGCAGCUCUCCGGUCUGGUCCGAGCUCUCUGGACCUUUGAGUACACACCUCAACACAGCAGAGACUUCAAGAAUGUGGUGUCAAAGAGCGCCCUUCAGUUCAAGGGCAACUCCCAGCAUGACGCCCAGGAAUUCCUCCUGUGGCUGCUGGAUCGAGUUCACGAAGACCUCAACAACAUCAUCCAUCCUGACAUCAGACCCCCGAGGACGCCUCCAGUGGAAAACGAAAACGCCCCUGGAGAAUCUCCACUCCCAGCGCCUGGCUCUUUUGUGCAGGAGCUUUUCCAGGCACAAUACAGAUCCUCCCUGACGUGUCCUCACUGCCAGAAACAGAGUAACACUUUUGAUCCUUUCCUCUGCAUCUCACUGCCAAUCCCUGUGCCUCACACCCGGCCCUUGUAUGUAACAGUCGUGUACCAGGGCAAGUGCUCACACUGCAUGCGGGUCGGGGUGGCCGUGCCUCUGUCUGGUACCGUAUCAAGGCUUAGACAAGCUGUGGCGCAGGAGACUAAAAUCCCUUCUCAACAGAUUGUCCUGACCGAGAUGUACUACGACGGUUUCCAUCGCUCCUUCUGCGAUGAUGACGACGACCUGGAGAUCAUCCAGGAGAGUGACUCCAUCUUUGCCUUUGAAACUCCAGAGCUCUUCAGGCCCGAUCAGAUCCGCUCCAAGCGAGGCGGGAGUCCACAUGCCAAUCUCAACCAAAACAACUUAAAGUACAGCACGGAUAACAACCGGUUAUCCCCACAAAUCCAGGAGCCCGCAACUCCACCUCUAAGCCCCAAUAAGAACACGGGGCAGGAUGAGAAGGUGGUGUUGUUGGUGUGCAACAGAGCUUGUGCUGGCCAGCAAGGACGCAGAUUUGGGAAUCCUUUUAUCCUUUACCUGGAGCGUACAGUCACAUGGGAUGUUCUCCAGAAGGAAAUUCUGGAGAAGAUGCGUCAUCUUUUACGUCCUGGUGCCGUAGUACAGGUGGGGCCCUUCACGUUACGUGUGGUCGGCGUUGUCGGGAUCACAUAUCUCCUCCCUCAAGAGGAACAACCGCUAUGCCAUCCUUCUGUGGAGAGAGCAUACAAGUCUUGUGGUCCUGGUGGGCCACCUCAUGUCAAAAUUGUUGUGGAAUGGGACAAGGAGACUAAAGAUUAUCUGUUUAAAAGAACUGAGGACGAAUACAUCCCUGACGCUGAAAGUGUCCGUCAAGUGAAGGAGCAGCACCUCCAGCCUCAGACCUGCUCACUCGCUCAGUGCUUUCAGCUCUACACCAAAGAGGAACAGCUUGCUCCUGAUGACGCCUGGCGAUGUCCACACUGUAAGCAGCUUCAGCAAGGCAGCAUCAAACUGAGCUUGUGGACACUGCCUGACAUCCUCAUCCUUCACCUCAAACGUUUUCGACAGGACGGGGAUCGGCGCAUGAAAAUGCAAAACAUGGUGAAAUUCCCACUGACAGGCAUGGACAUGGCGCCGCACAUGGUGAAGAGGAGCCAAAGCAGCUGGAGUCUACCCUCGCACUGGUCGCCGUGGAGACGGCCUUACGGGUUAGGUCGGGAUCCUGAGGAUUACCUUUACGACCUUUACGCCGUGUGUAACCAUCACGGGACGAUGCAGGGAGGACAUUACACAGCUCAGUGCAAGAACUCAAUUGACGGGCAGUGGUAUUGCUUUGACGACAGCGACGUUCAUCCAAUAUCAGAAGAGGACGUCUGCAAGCAGACUGCUUACAUUUUGUUUUAUCAGAGACGUGCCACCAUUCCAUCUUGGUCCGCAAACAGUUCUGUGGGAGGAUCUACGAGUUCAUCCCUGUGUGAGCACUGGAUCAGCCGUUUGAUGGGAAGCCGUCCACCGAGUCAAGCCUCGUCCGGUUCCUCCAGACGAACAUCGCUGGCGUCGCUGUCUGAGUCAGCUGAAUUUGCUGGUGAACGGAGCGAGGAUGACGGCUGCCGACCUGUAGUGAGAGGCAUGCAAAGGCAGACAUUCUCCUCGAGAACGUCCAUCGCUAGUCCACUAGUUCUCAGCGAGAACGGCCAGAAGCCUUCUUGGCCUCACUCUGCCAAGCUGCAACUCCGCUCUAACUCUCCCUCACGCUUUUCUUUGGAAUCUCACUCCUCUUCGCCAACAUUGGAAAUGAUUGGAGAGGUGGUUGAUACCAAUCUCUCGACGUCCUGCUUCAAUGGGUCCCCAAGGAUCGCAGGUAAGUCGGCCCUCGCAGCUUUGGAUCAUAAUCCUGGCAGUAAGCGACUGAUAGAGCAGCUACACCCCAAAGCAUCGUCACAGGCCGAGCAGAGAAGUUUGUUGCAAGCUGGAGAUAACAACAAUCUAGUCAGCGGUGCUGAACAAAUCAGUCCUAGACAUGGGGCGACUCCAAAGGAGCAGAAGCAAAGAAAUGUGGCCACAGAUGGUACAGGUGGCAAACGGACCUCAAAGACCGGGGCUGAGAGUGAAAGGAGCCCCAAAAAGCGUCCCGCCGCCUCCUCCACAUCGUCCAGCUCUUUGUCUCCUGCGUCCCCAGCUGUUGCUAAGUCACCGGCUCGAGUUCAGGCCAAGGGCGCCGCAUCCAAUUCAAAGGAUAAGAGUGAUGGACCGACAAAAGUCAGUAGGGCUGGUUCCUCAAGAACGGCAACACCGUCUAAAAAAGGCUCAUCCCAAACACAGGAGGGGUUACAUCCUGACUCAGCCCAACAGAGGAAGAGCGGUUCCCCAGGAAGUUUGCACCCUCCGAGAAGGACAACGCUCAAAGGAGGCGGUGAUAAAAGCUCGGCUUCGGCAAGGACUAAAGGGGCGGAAAGGAGUGCGAGUCGGGAUUCGUCAAGGACCAACGCGUUAUCGGAGAAGAAGGUUAACAAUGGCGGUCCUCCGUCCAGGUCAGGUGUCGGUAGUCGAGCGGAGGGCAGGGCAGGACGAGCUCUGGAAAACAGGACUGUUGCCCGAAGCUCAAGCAGUAGCUCUUCCAUGACCAGCCUGCGAUCUUCGAGCGUGCUACCUCCGUCUGCCACUCUGUCGUCAAAAGCCCCUCGAAGGAACAGUAAGACUGAAGACAAAGCGCUGUCGUUCUUCAAAACUGCCUUGAGGCCCAAAGACACCCGCAAGUCGGAUGGCGGGAAAACGGGAGCCACAGAUCCAAAGGGAAAUCUAGAAGAUAGUGGAGAUCCGGCGAAAGAUGGCGCUAGCAAGAAACUCCAGAACUCAACUGCAGAACCUACCGCAGCUAAGGACAAAGAAUCCACCAAAGGUUCUGCUGCAGCCAGACAUUCAAUCAUGCCCUCCACCAAAUCCAAACUUUCAGAAACAACCAACCAGGGUUCUACGAAAGAACCCUCAAAGAAAGAACCUGUUAAAAAGAUCAUGCCGUCCAGGAAAAUCCCCAUCAACUCCACACAAUCAAGCCAGAGGUCCAAAUGAGAUCCACGCGAGGGCCUGACGACCAUCUCGCUCUCCUUCUAGCGCAGCUUCUAACACUGAAUUGACACCUUUGGUCUUUCAGUGCUCACUGGUUUGCAGCUGCCACAUUGGACACUUCCCGUCCACUUUGGUCUAUAGUUGAUAAGGAAUGGGUUUUACCAAAGCACUUUGUAUGGAUUGUGAUGAUUUCCAGGAAAUACUAUACUGUAUUGUAAAUAAGCAUGGGUUGCUCAUUUAUUGGAAUGAUUGCCUUGUGUCCGUAGCUUAAUUGGGGGUACUCGAAUGACCACUUCAAUAUGCUGUUGCUCUGCCAGUUGCAGUAAUGUUCCUUUUUUAGGGAGGGCGAAGCUGACCGUACCUGUCUUUUGAUUGAUUGACAGACAAUUGGUGGAAGAGUGAAAACGACUCGAAAAGAGUUGAAAAUCGACUCCGUUGUCAGUUUUUUAACCUCUGAAUAUUUUCCCAAAACCUUUAUCUCUUCUUAACUAUGGAGAGCCAAGUGUCAACUUCAGUGCCUCAGAUAAUCAUAGUAUUUAAUCGAAAUUGUAUACCUGCAGGUGUUGGUAAAUUUAUAAGUAAAAUUAAAUAUUUAUUAAGCACUGAAUAUGUAAUUUCAAAUAACAGGCACCUAUGUAACCUUAAUUGCUGUUUACAUACACUUGAUGUAGUUAUUGUGCAACAGCCUUCAAGGAGUGUUUUUGAGACGAGGGAAAUAAGCAUGUCAGUGGUUUCAUUCGUCUGAGAUCACGGUUCUUAAAUGUAUGUGUUUAUUUACCUGUGAUAACACAUCAAGCCCUUAGGCAACCUCUCACCUGGCGCCGGGGCCGAUGCCAACAUUUACUCGCGGCGCCCACCCGUGGCCUCAGGGCUCUCCAACUGCCACACUGUCUCAGAACAUUCCUCUCAGAAGAACACAGGGUGUAUAAAGGCCAUACAGUAUAUACACACAUUCACGGAAAAUCUGCCCCAGCUAUUCAGGUCCACUUGCACAGUCUAGAACAAUGAUUUUGUUGGUAAAAAGAAGACUGAAAAAGGCUUUUAAUGACAGUAAAUAAUUCUAUACAGACCGUGCCAAACGUGUUGCUAUUCCGCUAAACCAGAGGUCUAAAACUUAAGGCCUUGAGGCCAUUUCAGGUCCACAGGACAAUAUUUUAGGCCAGCUACCAGACAUAAAUAAUUAGUGUUAGUGCGACCCUCACCCUAGGUGUUUUCUCUCUGUUCUGAGCUAUUCUAGCUCAGUCUCAUGACUGUUUUCGCGGGGGCUUGUCAAAAAGUUAGCGCAAGCGCAUUAGCAAAGUUAGUCACUUGGUUGGGUAAACUCCAGCUGUAGCAAAGUGGCCCCAGAACCAGUGUUGUUAAUAACGGCGUUAGAAUAUAACUGAGUUGCU